UCAGAGAGAGAAAGAGAGACAGAGAGGGGGGUUUGUACAUGUAACAGGCUUUUGGGUCCGGCGUGGCGUGAUGUAACAUUAAUCUCAAGGUAUUGCUUGAAAUGUGAACAAAACAUAUUGACAUGCGGGCAACAAGGCGUGGGUUUUCGAUUCUCUUAGCGUCAACGAGAAGGGAGAGGCAUCGCAGAAGGUAGAAGGAACGCGUUCUCUAACACCCCCGCUCGCCCCUGCUGUAAUUUCAAAUCGAUGUCCUUUGAAAAUUUCCACCAAGAUGCAAUCGUGGCGUUUGUAUGAUGAGCUGUCCCACUAUGGGAUGGAUGGGGUGCCUAUGCCCAGUUAUGGAGACACACACACAUCCCGCAACCUGGCACAUCACUUGGGUCACGGCCCCGGCAUCCACGCACAACACUACCCGCCGGCAGGGACCGCUCACCGGGCGACGUUGCCAUCAAGCCUCGGUAACAGCAUCAACGACACACUCAAGCGGGAGAAGGAUGCAAUCUACGGGCACCCAUUAUUCCCUCUCCUCGCUCUCGUCUUCGAGAAGUGCGAGCUGGCGACAUGCACACCCCGGGAUUGUGGCGUGGCCGGCGGAGACGUCUGCUCUUCCGAUUCCUUCAACGAAGACAUCGCCGUGUUCGCUAAACAGAUCCGAACAGAAAAACCUCUAUUCUCUUCCAACCCCGAGCUGGAUAAUUUGAUGAUUCAGGCAAUACAGGUGCUGAGGUUUCAUCUGCUGGAGUUAGAAAAGGUGCAUGAACUGUGCGAUAACUUUUGCCAUCGGUACAUCAGCUGCUUAAAGGGGAAGAUGCCCAUCGACUUGGUGAUCGAUGACCGUGAUGGCGGCUCUAAGUCCGACCUGGAAGACUUCACCGGAUCCUGCACCAGCCUCUCCGAUCAGAACCACUGGAGCCGGGACCACGACGACACGGGCUCCACGCACUCAGGGACCCCCGGCCCCUCCAGCGGCGGCCUGGCCUCACACAGCGGCGACAACUGCAGCGAGCAAGGGGAUGCGCUGGACAACAGCAUGGCCUCGCCCGGGACCGGAGACGAUGAUGAACUCGACAAGGACAAGAGACGGCAGAAGAAGAGAGGCAUCUUCCCUAAAGUCGCCACCAACAUCAUGCGGGCAUGGCUCUUCCAGCACCUCACGCAUCCGUACCCCUCGGAAAGCAGAAGAAAACAGUUGGCGCAGGACACAGGGCUGACAAUCCUACAGGUCAACAACUGGUUCAUCAACGCAAGGCGUCGCAUAGUACAGCCCAUGAUCGACCAGUCGAAUCGAACAGGUCAGGGCGCACCCUACAGUCCCGACGGGCAGCCAAUGGCCGGCUUUGUAAUGGACGGGCAGCAACAUAUGGGCAUCCGGCCCCCAGGGCCAAUGGGUGGAAUGGGCAUGAAUAUGGGCAUGGAGGGGCAGUGGCACUACAUGUAGUCCUCACCACUGUCACCCACUCGCCAAGCAAAGGGGAAGUUUGCCGGGAAUGCCGGGGGAGUUCGUAUCUCCGGGAGGAGCGGUGGGGAUGGGCAUCGCACAGCCGGGGGGGUACCCGCCGCCCCCCCCGAUGUCGCCGCACCCGGCCCAGCUGAGACACGGACCCUCGCUGCACUCC
Messenger RNA from Leucoraja erinaceus (little skate), 1616 nucleotides. Its product is annotated as homeobox protein Meis1-like. The record is from RefSeq and is a predicted model, not a curated record. Gene Ontology annotation, molecular function: RNA polymerase II cis-regulatory region sequence-specific DNA binding; DNA-binding transcription activator activity, RNA polymerase II-specific. Lineage: Eukaryota; Metazoa; Chordata; Chondrichthyes; Rajiformes; Rajidae. Gene Ontology annotation, biological process: brain development; embryonic pattern specification; positive regulation of cell population proliferation.